AUGCCUCUAGCUUCAAAACAAAAAAGAAAAAUCAAAAAUCAAUCAAGAGAAUUAGAUGGAAAGUUUGGUUCAAAAAAAUCAAAAAUAGAAGUUAACUCUGGUGUUGAAAUUGAUUUGAAUUUAUUAAAAGAUGUUGAGGCAAGCAAUUUUCAAACAUUUAUGGAAGAAAUUGAGCUGCAAGAAGGUGUAAUGAUGAGGAUAGUGGAUGGGAAUUCAAGUAGAAGCAAUGGUAGACACAAUCAUGAUCAAUUAACGACACUUUUAUCAAUUCUCCUAAUCCCAUCACUUGGCGUCUUAAAGCAAAUUAGAGGAACAAUUUAG
Molecule: messenger RNA, 321 nt
Organism: Entrophospora sp. SA101
Lineage: Eukaryota; Fungi; Glomeromycota; Glomeromycetes; Entrophosporales; Entrophosporaceae
Source: the annotation of a GenBank genome assembly